Messenger RNA from Fimicolochytrium jonesii, 1525 nucleotides. RefSeq lists its product as uncharacterized. Gene Ontology annotation, biological process: actin cytoskeleton organization; positive regulation of Arp2/3 complex-mediated actin nucleation. Gene Ontology annotation, molecular function: protein kinase A regulatory subunit binding; Arp2/3 complex binding. Bases 146 to 1426 code for a protein of 426 amino acids. The transcript is spliced from 7 exons. The record is from RefSeq and is a predicted model, not a curated record. Gene Ontology annotation, cellular component: cytoskeleton. Lineage: Eukaryota; Fungi; Chytridiomycota; Chytridiomycetes; Spizellomycetales; Powellomycetaceae.
CGAAAUGAUGGAAGGCAGCCCCAUACGCUCACAAACAACGGCAAGGGAACCUGGCGUCCCACCUGUUUCGAACAACUUCUGCUGCCCUGCUGUUGCCCUAGAGCCUGCCAUAUAACGUCUGUCCGUCACAUCAAAGGCCCGCGAAAUGUCUCUCGCAAAACAUGUCCUUCAGCCGCCGCCGGCGCUGCCAUCGAAGCCGACGCUAAGGUUCGACGAUGUCCUCAAGGAGAACAGCCCCGUAGAAGCGGUGGUACGACAGAGUUCCUUGAUGCAACUCACACGGAUGCUCGACCAGCUCAGCACGAUGUCCACCUACGCCAACGACAUAAUAUCGGGGAUGGUGACGGCAUCCAGUACGACCAACGAGCGCAUCGGCGAGCUGCAGGCGCGUUUGGAAGCAUUGAAGGGCAAUGCGCCCACUGUGGAUGAGAAAUUGGAGAAUGCCACGAUUGCGGAACUAACGUCUGCGGAAAAGUUUGAUUGGAAGUCCAGAGCGGUGCUUGUCACCAAACUGUUCAGCAAAGACACCGAGGAUCCGACGCUGAAGCUUGCGUAUGAUGCUUGCAAUGAGGCGCCGAAUCUGGGGCUGAUGGAUCCGUACAGGACGGAUGGACAGAGCUGUAUGAAGUUCUAUUCGUAUCCUGAAUUCUUUGCUGAAGAAUGGAAACUGUUGAUGGAGAAAGAGGAGAAAGAGGAGAGGCGGCGGAAGAAGGAGAGAAGAGAGUUGCGGAAGAAGGCGAAGUUACAACGUCCAACAACCGUCAACAAGUCCCAACUCCAAGAACUCCAAAUCAAACGCUACAAUUCCCAAGGCGAAGUCAUCACCGACGCAGCCGACGACCCCACCUCCCCAUCACGACACAGCCUCAGCGCCGCCUCAACCCAAAGUCGGGGCGCACUAAGCGCCCUACGCCCAAAACCUCUAGGCGGGUUACCCCAACGGUCAGCAACCACAACCGUCGCAAGCACAAGUCGGUCGUCGUUGCUGGCGAGAAGCAAUCCGCUGGUGUACGACAGCAGCGAGAGUGUGUCGUUCGGGAGGGCGUCGAGGGGCGCGUUCCAGGAUCAGGCGAGAUUGAUGAAGGGUGGGAAGAGUGCAGCGGCGCCUCCACCUCCGCCGCCGCCACCGCCGCCGCCACCGCCUGGCGGUGGGCUGGGGUUGAUUACGCCAGGAGCGCUGGCUACGGCGUCGUUGAAAUCUGCUGCUGCCCGACCGCAGGUUGUCAAAGCGGAUAGUUUCUUGAAUGAUAUCAAGGGAGGGCAGUUCGUGUUGAAGAAGGUAGAUGCGCCAGAACUGACCGUCGCUCAAAAGACCAAAAAGCGUGCCGAGACGAGCGAUGUAGCCGCCAUAUUGAUGAGACGUGCGGCCAUGGAGAUGAGCGAUAGCGAGAACGAGGAUUCUGCGGACGACGAUGAUUGGGACUGAUUUUUCAAGACCUGCGUUGAGUGUUAGGCAAACCUGUAAUCUUCGGCGUUGUGCAUACCCAAUCAUAAUCGAGCAUGCGUUGAUGACCAUCCUCCAUCA